Molecule: messenger RNA, 1828 nt
Organism: Candidula unifasciata
Lineage: Eukaryota; Metazoa; Mollusca; Gastropoda; Stylommatophora; Geomitridae
Source: the annotation of a GenBank genome assembly
AUGGCGACAAUGGAAGACGGGAAGACGCCUACUCCAUACCAGAGUAGCAAGGAUUCUUCGGCAUAUUUGAUGUCCAUUGUGAGGACCUUGUCUUCAAGUGCUGAUUUUGAACAGAGAGAGAAAGAGAAGACAAGAAUUGAAAAAGCUUAUAGAGAGAGUGACAAACAACUUGGGGAACUUGUAGCAGAAAAUUAUCAGGAUGUUGCCAAAAUUCUGCAGGCUUUUAAUGGCAUGACCAAGAGUAUUAAUGAAUCUCGUGACAAAAUCCAUAAGAUCAAGGAGGAUCUAAACUCAUGUAAAAUGCUAUUGCAUUUUAAGAGGGAUGAGCUGCGCAAAUUAUGGAAGGAUGGAGUGGAACAUAAAGCUGUACUUUCAAUGUUGGAACAAGUGGAGCAGAUCAAAGAAGUUCAGGACAAGAUGAAUACGUACAUUGCCAACAAGCACUAUCUGCAUGCUACGGACACCAUUGUUCAAGCUGUGGCAGUGCUGGAGGGACCUCUGAAUGGAAUUGAUGCAUUGAGAGAGGUCAAGUCUGAUCUCAUCAGUUUUAAAGAGAAAAUGCAUGAGACGCUGAUAGAGGAACUCACAAAGCAAAUCUAUGAAAGGUCACUGCCCACAUCAAGCCUUCAGAGAGGCAGUCAGAUGAGGCUGAGCCGUAAGGAUGCCAGUGUUUGGGGGUGGUCAGAUGGCAUGGACUCCCCAAGAAAAUUUCCAAAAGUAGAGGGGAGUGAGACAUCUGUAAACAAGGCCUUUGAAGUGAAAGAAGAUUUGAAUAGCAAUCCUGAGGAUAACUUGAACAACUUCAUCGCAAUAUUGACAGAAUCACUUUUUGUUCUCAGGAAACUGCCGGAUGCUGUAGAGCGUCUAAAAAUUGGCAUGAAAGGUAGUUUGAACAAGCUAAUCAAUGCUGCAACACAACAAAUAGCAGAAAGCUCUGGUCAGCAGCUAGACUCCAUGGUUAAUCAUGUACAGCCCAAAUAUCUCAACGAACUAUUGAAACUAAUAUUCCAACAAACUCGCUGUGUUGCUCAAACACACCAGAUAUUCCUUAACAAUGUGUUUCGACUGACGAGCUCUGGUAUGCCAUUGCAUGGGAAUCACCUCUAUGAUAUGAAAGAUGUCUGGUCAGAGAUACAGGCCAGGCUCCAGAUAUUGUUAAGUCAGUACCUGGAUGUCCGCAAUACCAUGUCCUCCAGACAACAGAUUCCUUCAGGUUUUGAUGAACCUAGCAUGGACAUCAGCCAGUACUUCAGCAAAAAGAAGCCAGCAAAACCCAAAAAGGUAUCACUGUUCAGAUUUGAAGCAUCCCAGCAUGCCAUUAGUGUGAGCAGUGCCAGGCAGCAAAUUCAGCAAUAUGAGCUUGAUGCUUUGGGUCAUUCAGAUAACUGGCACAUUGUCAAAGUCUGUAAGCCUGCUGCUUUUAACAUCACAGCCAUUUACAAACCAUUGAAGUCCUUUAUUCAAGAAGUGGAAGAGAUAAUGCAAACAACAUCAGGGCUUCAGGAGUUUAUAACUGACUUUGUUCAGAAUGCAUUUCUUGGCCAAGUACAUGCGCGAGUGUCAGAGAACAUUGACACUGCUACAAGAGUGGAAGAGGAGGAAGAGGGCCACAAGUGUUUUGAUGCCUUACGAAAUGUUAUUGAUGAGAAAACCCGGCGAGAGCUUGGUGUUCCCAGACCAUUACUGCAGAGCACAGUGACUGUAGACAGCAGCAUCCAGGAGUUGCAGGAGUUAAUGCACGACCUACCAGACUAUGCUGACCAGUUCCUCAAUAUGAUUUGCAACGUUCUUAGGGACUAUAGGGACAAAUGUCAUUCUGCCUACAGAG